CUGUGGGAGCAGUGGGUGGAUACAUGUGAGUACUGGUUGUCCGGAGGAGGAGAAGCUCUCGUUCAGUGACCGCCUGCCACACGCUUUGAACGGAUGCUACACGGAUUCUAAUCGUGUUCACUUCAUGGCCAAAGACAAUCCAGCGGUUUUCCUGAUUUCCCAACCCGCCGGUGGAGACUCCGCUCCGGCCUGAAGUGCCGCCCAUCUCCCCGCCGCUGUGAACCUGGAGGAGCGACGCCGCCUAGUGACGAGCAUCCAACAUGACAGGGGUUUGUGGUUGCUGCGGGGCUCUCCGGCCUCGGUACAAGAGACUGGUAGACAACAUCUUCCCAGAAGACCCAGAGGAUGGGCUGGUGAAAGCCAACAUGGAGAAGCUGACAUUUUAUGCCCUGUCAGCUCCAGAGAAGCUCGACCGUAUCGGAGCUUACCUGUCAGAGAGAUUGUCAAGGGAUGUGGCCCGACACAGAUAUGGCUACGUGUGCAUAGCCAUGGAGGCUCUGGACCAGCUGCUGAUGGCCUGCCACUGUCAGAGCAUCAACCUGUUCGUGGAGAGUUUUCUGAAGAUGGUGCGCAAGCUGCUCGAGUCCGAUAAACCCAAUCUACAGAUCCUAGGAACCAACUCGUUUGUGAAGUUUGCCAACAUAGAAGAGGACACGCCGUCGUACCACCGCAGUUAUGACUUCUUUGUGUCGCGCUUCAGUGAGAUGUGCCACUCCAGUUACGAGGACCCUGACAUCCGCACCAAGAUCCGUAUGGCAGGAAUCAAGGGUCUGCAGGGUGUGGUGAGGAAGACUGUGAAUGAUGAGCUCCAGGCCAACAUCUGGGACCCUCAGCACAUGGACAAGAUCGUCCCCUCUCUGCUUUUCAACCUGCAGAGUGGAGAGCGUACAGAGAGCCGCUCCCCUUCACCGCUGCAGGCGUCCGAGAAGGAGAAGGAGAGCCCGGUGGAGCUGACGGAGCGCUGCUUCAGGGAGCUGCUGGGACGAGCUGCCUAUGGCAACAUCAAGAAUGCCAUCACACCCGUGCUAAUGCACUUAGAUAACCACUCUCUAUGGGAGGGGAAGACUUUUGCGGUGCGCUGCUUCAAAAUCAUCAUGUACUCCAUCCAGUCUCAGCACUCUCACCUGGUCAUCCAGCAGCUCCUCGGUCACCUGGACGCUAACAGCAAGAACUCAGCCACAGUGCGAGCUGGGAUAGUGGAGGUUUUGCUGGAGGCAGCUGCCAUUGCAGCCAGCGGCUCUGUUGGCCCCACAGUUUUGGAGGUCUUCAACACUCUGCUGCGGCAGCUUCGCCUCAGUGUGGACUACGAGUUGACCGGCUCCUACGACGGCAACAUCGGCACCAAGAUCAUCAAAGCUCACGAGGAGCGGCAGCUGCAGGAGGCCGUCAUCAGGACCAUCGGUUCAUUUGCCAACACUCUACCAACAUACCAGAGAUCAGAGGUCAUGCUUUUCAUUAUGGGCAAGAUCCCUGUCCCUGGGGUUCACCUGGCUCUGCUGUCCACAGGCUCCGGGCCUGAGGGCACCAGGAUGAUUCAGAUCAUGUUGCUGAAGUCCCUGGUUCAGGUGACGGCAGGUUUCCAGACCACCAACAUGCUGACUGCGCUGCCGAGCUCCUUCCUGGAGCCGCUGCUGUCCUUCUAUCUGACCGAGGAUCCAGAGAUUCGACUGCUAGUGCUCCAGAUCCUCCUCAGUCUGAUCGACCGGCACGACAACCAGCCCAAGUUUGAAAACAUUAGCAUCAUCUCGGACAUCUCCAUUCUCAAGCUCAAAGUUGACAAGUGCUCCAGACAGGACAACUUAUUCAUGAAGAAGCAUGGCCAGCAGCUGUACCGACACAUCUACCUGGGCUGUAAGGAGCAGAGCAGUGGUCCUCAGCACUACGAGACCCUUUUCGCUCUGUUGGGCCUUCUCAGCGUGGAGCUGGCCAACGAAGAGGUGGUGGUGGACCUCAUUCGCCUGGCACUCGCACUGCAGGACCUGGCUCUGUCCACCGAUGAGGCCAUGCCUGUUUACAACCGCUGUGCUGUUCACGCCCUCGCCGCCGCCUACCUCAACCUCAUCUGCCAGCUCACCACCGUCCCAGCCUUCUGCCAGCACAUACACGAGGUGAUUGAGGUCAGACAGAAGGAAAGUCCCCACCUUCUACCUGAGGACGUUUUCAUUGAUGACCCCAAGCUGCCUUCCUCACUGGAGAAGGUAGAAGGGGAUGUUUUGUUCCUUCAGUCGAAGAUCACCGAGGUUCUCGGAGGCAGUGGUUACAACACAGACAGACUGGCUACGCCUUAUGUCCCUCAGUUUACAGAUGAGGACCGUCUGUCCAAGAGAAAGAGCAUCGGUGAGACCAUCUCUCUCCAGGUGGAGGUGGAGUCCCGAAACAGUCCAGAGAAAGAGGAGCGGACACCGGCAGAGGAGAUCACAUUUGAAACCCUGAAAAAUGCCAUUGUGGACAGUGUUGGUAUGGAGGAGCAGGAGAGGGAGCGCAGGAGACAAGUGGUGGAGAAGUUUCAGAAGGCCCCCUUUGAGGAAAUAGCUGCCCACUGCGGUGCCAGGGCAACUCUACUGCAGAGUAAACUAAAUCAGAUCUUUGAGAUCACAAUCAGACCCCCGCCCAGCCCAUCUGGAACCAUCUCGUCAGGUUACGGCCAAACUCAGAGUCGAUCCGUGCCCAUCUACGAGAUGAAGUUCCCUGACCUGUGCGUGUACUAAACCACGGAAAAGAUGCAAACCAAUCCUCACUGUAAAAGCAUCAGAACCAAGGAUGUGAGGAGAACAAGCCAACUAAAGAGCAAGCCACUUUUUGUUUAACUUAGCUAAGAUGACGAUUCUUUUUUCUCCCCCUUCUGUGACCGCAGACAAACCUGCUUACGCCAGUAAAUGCAGCAGUCAUACUUUUUUUAUUUAAUUCCUUUCAGUUCUUCCUUAUAUGUGUGUAAAAACUCCACUGGCUGGAUUUUUAAGUUGAGACGUUGCCAAGAACUGUGAGUUAAAGAGGAUGUGACAGACUCAGACUUUAUAUUUUAUUGGCUUUAGAAUGAAUUAACCCGUUGCACGCCCAGGAACUGAAACACUACUAAUUCUUGACAUUCUUUCUGUCCCUUACAGGGUGCCAUACUAACCUGAAUAACACAACGAGAUUGACCAGUCAUGUUUAUUUUCUCAUGAUGUUUUAUAUUGUAAUUGUUUUAUAUAUGUUUUGGCCGGGAAGAGAGUAUAUGAGUUACAUUUUAAAUUUAAAUAUUGUUCUUUUGAGUUUGAUUGUUGUCUCCCAUGUUCUGCAGCUCGUCUUUAGUCUUUUUAUCGCUUUUCGUUUUGCCUUUUUAGUGUAACAGCCAAAAGUGCUUCUUUCUUUAACGACGGCUUUUUUAAUUUCCUACACCUACUUUUAAGUCUCAUUAUAAUGUUGUCGUUUUUAUCUGUGAUUGAAAUGAAAGAUGACUGUGUGUGCUAUCCUCCAAAGUGAGUGUGCCUUACGGGUGACUCAAGCUAAGACACAAAAACACACGAUUCGUGACCACACUCGAGUUGCGUUUACCAGAUCAGACACUAGACAAAUAACUAAGGAUCCUUUAUUAUGUUUUUCUUCCCAUAUAAAUGUGUAUAUACAGAGAAAUAUAUAAAUCUUAAAGCUGAUGUACAGAGUAGGGAUGUUCUCGUGUGUGUGUGUCUGUGUAUAUAUAUAUUGUAUAUUAACUCUAAUUUUAGACUGCCACUGCACUGAUUGUGUCCGUAGAUGACGGAGAAAGCUACGUAGUUUGUAUUCCGAUAUUUUUUUUUUUGUUAAAAUCUCAAAUUAAUAAUCAGCAACACAUGAAAUUAAAUUAUACAUUGUUGAGUAGUAAUGUUUUGCAUCAUCACAAGGGCAGAGGAUCACAUUAUUCAUGUAUUAAUGAACACAUCUGAUCUGCAAGGUUUCAGCACCAUCACUCUGACCUGUACCGUGGCCAUUCCCCCCCGACUCCUGCUGGAAUGAGUUUUCAUUCUCUUUUAGACACUUAAACGCUCCAAGCCGUGCAUCUUUUUCAUACAGCGAGACGUAAGCGAGUCUAAAAGCCAUUUUGUGUGUUCGCAAACACACACAGGUAUUAAAAAAACUUAAGUAUAAUGGCAAUAAAGUGGCACGAGCCUGGCUGACACGGCCCAACUAGAGGUAGCAGAUCCUUUUGUGUGAGUGACGUCGUGUCUUCCGUUGUCGUCGUGCUGUGAUGGUUCAGUUUAGUGAAAUCCUAAGAGGCCGUCUCUCCCGCUCCCGUGCUUCUGUGACCUGACUGUCUUGUUUGAUGUGGAAGAUGGCGUUUGGUUUAUUCCCUAUUGUCAUUCGCUGUAGUCCAGUUUUAGUUUUUUUUUUUUACACAAUGUGGUGUCCCCCUGUACGUGUAUCUAUGUCCACACAUGCCAGUGUAUCAGAUUGUCGGUUCAUGUUUACCAUUUGGUCAGUGUACCUGCAUUUAUGUGAGUGAGCGUGCACGUCUGAACAUUCAUGCCGAUGUGCGUCUUUGCUCAUUAAGACCAAACUCAUCACACACAGUUUACAGUGUCUGUCCAGUGGCUCUUUCCACCGUGUUAACGAAGAUCAAGCCGAAGCCUUCCAGCGACACGUCGUAGAAUAAUCUUUUACUCAACCUAGCAAUGACGACCGCCCUGUGAACCUGUCAGCUGUGUGCUUGUUGAUGUCGCAUAGUGUGAUAUUAUUAACUGACGGUAAUUCAAUCUUACUUUUGUCAUUACAUGUUUGGUUAAUAUAGAUCUGUUUACAACGUAGUGCUGUAGGUCAACUCUAUUCAUUCUGUGAACUUUGCACUUUAAAAACUGGAUUACCUAGUGACAAAGGCAGCUUUUACGAGGAGAAAAUGCCUUAUGAGUGUCAUACCUGACUCUGCAUGCUAGUGAUGUUGCUGUGUUGUACAAUAAAACUGUCUAAGCAUAAAAA
Molecule: messenger RNA, 4929 nt
Organism: Limanda limanda (common dab)
Lineage: Eukaryota; Metazoa; Chordata; Actinopteri; Pleuronectiformes; Pleuronectidae
Product: protein EFR3 homolog B
Exons: 24
Coding region: 261-2708 (815 amino acids)
Biological process (GO): protein localization to plasma membrane
Cellular component (GO): plasma membrane
Source: RefSeq, a predicted model, not a curated record